GUUUUUCCAAAUACUAUUAACAAAUGAAAUAUUUUACGACUUUUUUAAUAAAAUUAACAAAUGCUAUGUACAUACACGAAAUAACAACUUUUUACAGUCACCAUGUAUUAAAAAUAGAUAUGUAUAAAAGAAUUACAAGUGAAUAUAAAAUACGGAACUGAUGUCACAGCUAUCUAAGAUCAAAGAUAGAAAAUGUGUUAUUAGUAUUGUCCAAAGUUGUAAUAACGUUUGUUGAAAUUAAGCACUGUAUGAAUAUUUGUUACAUUAACUAUACAUUAAAAAUACGUAUGAUAAAGUUACAUAUGAAACUGAUACGGAACUACCGUCACUAGCCAAGAUCGGUGGAUGUACGUACAUAUAUGUAUGUAUGUAAUUCCAUCCACUUUGAACUCAUUGUGCUAUCGCGUGAUAUUUGAUAUUUGGCGAGCGGUUAAAAAACACAGAGAAAGCUAAAAUGAUCGACGGGAGACUAGUCUUCCGCAAAUCAUGAUGCAUACUAUUUUGAUGAUCCUCGCGAGGUCUGCGUGUUUAUUCGGACAGUGUCGUGCGCAAUAAGUCGGGCAAAGGUAGGAAGCUGAUGAUUAAUGUCACGGUCAGCGAGGUUCUCAGUCUUGACAAGUGGAAAAUCAUGAUCCUCUAAAGUCUAAAGUGACAACACGAGAGCGUCACUUGUGAAAAAGUUUUAUCGUAACGAACGUCAAGAUGGUGGAUCCAAUUUUUGACUAUCAGUUUCGUCUGAUACUCAUUGGCGACAGUACAGUCGGGAAAAGCUCGCUGCUGAAGUAUUUCACCGAUGGGAAGUUCGCGGAGCUUUCAGACCCAACGGUUGGGGUUGAUUUUUUUGCCAGAUUGAUUAAAGUAAAAGAUGGAACGAGAAUAAAAUUACAGUUAUGGGACACAGCUGGCCAAGAAAGAUUUAGGUCAAUUACGAAAUCUUACUAUAGAAAUUCUGUUGGAGUAUUGUUGCUAUACGAUGUUUGCAGCAGAGUUAGUUUUGAACAUAUUCCUGAAUGGAUGACGGAAGCUGAAAUGCAUAUAGAACCAAACCGUCCUGUGUUUGUAUUGGUAGGUUGUAAAUUAGAUUUGAUUACCAAUGGAGGUAGGCGAGAGGUUUCGAAGGAAGAAGCAAGAGCCUUUGCAGAUGAAUAUGGUGUACAUCAUAUCGAAACUAGUUCAAAGACUGGAGUGAAUGUUGAAGAAGCAUUUCAAGCAGUCACGCAGGAAGUUUAUAACAGAAUACAGAGCGGAGAGUACAAGGUAGAAGAUGGUUGGGAUGGUAUUAAAACUGGAUUUGCCAGACCUGGUGGUUUAGAUUUUAAUUUAGUUGAAGCAGAACCAGCAAAAAGUUCUUGUUGUUAAGUUAAUGUUAGUUUUACUCAAAAGAAUUACAAAUUUUCGGAAUGUAGUGGUAAUAUUACAUUUAUGUACUGCAUAUAAUUUUAUUUUAAUUCUGUAUAUUUUCACGUUUCUGUAUAUAUUUAAGUAAUCAUCGACCUAUGUACCACUGCAUUCUUAUACUAGAGAAAAGACUAGUAAUCAUUCUUGUACAUUCUUGUAUAAACAAAUCUGUAUACAUACAGAGAAUUGAAUCAUUUAAGCAUUGACCUAGGAAUGUUUCUUAUUUCAUUUAAAAAGUACUGCGCUUUGCGAUUUUUUGUCUAGAUUGACUGUUCUUUUGAAUAAAAAAAGUAACCAGCUGUGCUAUUUUGCUAGAAUAGUUACUUUCAUAAGAAUUUGUUAUACAUAGAAUAUCUUGAUAAUACAAAAUAAUAAGUUAUAAUGAGUUAAACAAAUACAACUGAAAUCAUUGGUGAUUAUAUAUUGUGUACAUAUAUAAAUUAGUAAUGAAAUGCUUGUAUCGAAUAUACUGAUCAAUUUGUAUAACUUUAAAAAACAUAUUUACAUAAACAUCUGCAGUCUAGUGAUAAUAUUACACACAUAUGAGAAGCCAAAUUUACAUAUACUUUGCUAUUGUUCAUAUAUCAUUAAAAAUUAACAAAUUGCAAGUUUAAUUGACUAGGAAAAUAUUUAUUUACAAUACAAUAACAUUAUUAUACACAGUAUAUAAUAUUUUUGAUGUCGAAAGGUGCAGCGAAUUAUCGUUUUGUAUAAAUAGAACAAAUGCGGCAUAAAUAGUGUUCAUUUAUGAAGUUUUAUACUCAUUAACUGUGGCAUAAAGCAAAAAUCUGUAGAUAUUUUUCAAGAAUUGCCAACUAUGAUAAUAUAUAUACGUCAUCAAAUUUGUAUAGUUCUCUAUACACAUUAUUUGUCUUUUAGUCAAUAAAUAGAAAUAGGAUGCGUGUGCAGUUUUGAAAAUACUGAUUAAUAAAAAUGAGUUUUGUAGCUACAAAAGAUUGUAAAUGUGUUAUGUUAGUAUUGUCCAAAGUUGUAAUAAGUUCCUUUACGUUUUUAACUAUUUCUCUGUAAAUAGAAAUCGUAUAAGUUUUACGUUGAAAAUGUGAAUUACAAAUUUCCGAGCUAUAUUAUUUAACACACACGUACGACACACGCAUACGGAUACAUAUACACGUACAUACAUAUACUGUCUACAAUAUAUACUUUGUAAUUGUAUUCUCUUGAAAUGUAAAAUUUGACAAACUUGAAGGUACAUAUAUCUUCGUGCACUACACAUUUAUAUAUGAUAAUGUUGGAAAAUAUACAGUAUAUCAUAGAACUUUA
Megalopta genalis is the source of this 2679-nucleotide messenger RNA. NCBI's taxonomy places the organism in Eukaryota, Metazoa, Arthropoda, Insecta, Hymenoptera, Halictidae. The record is from RefSeq and is a predicted model, not a curated record.